CGCAACGUGUUCGGCGUCGCGUCCGUCCGUCCGGCAAACGCAUAGUCCGUCUUGUUCGCCGCGCGCGCGUGUGCGUCCGUUUUUAUCCGGUUUCCGCGUUUGAAUUCGGAACGCGACGUGUGUCUACCACGCCGACACCCGAUUUUGGUCGAUUCCGGUCGUGUUCGGUUCGCGUUAUUAGAGUAUAAUACACACAGUGCGCGAGUGAAAUUGAAAUCCACUUGUAACCGCGGACGACCGGCGAUACCGCCGCGGUCGCCGUCGACGCGUCAUGACUCGGGGACACGAUUAGUAACAUCGCGACGAGCUACGUCACAGAGGAAUGAUUCCCGAUCACGUAAGCUGCAGAAACAGGAUCCUCUUGUGAUUUUUGCAAAUCCAUCACGAUGAUCACAGAAACUACGACUGGCUCUGUACUGCCUACCACCGUGGGCGGAAAAAUAAAACGUUCAAGUUUCAAAUCCCGGAACGGUGCCGGGUCGCACGUCAACCGAACGGGAAGCUUCAGGGGCUACCAGACAAUCCGGGUGUCGGUGCCGUCCUCGAUGGUUGCCGAGCUGGCGUCAAAGUUUAACGCGGUGGUGGUGGACGCCAACCAGGGAGACUCGAUGCAGGACAUCAUGAAAAAGGUGAGCAAAACACUGGCCAAGGGUACCACGGUCCGGACCAAGGUCACUGCAGUCCGGGAAAAAGGCGUCGUGGUACGGGCCACGGUGGAGAAGUUCGAGUCGACCUCGCAAAAGAAGCGUUGCAUGAACCAGAUGGUCGUGGUGCGGACCAACUCGAAUCAGCGGUCGGUGGAAGAGAGGCCGACUGCCGUGGUACAGCGGAGGGGCGCAGAUCACCAUAACCCCGCGGAAAAUUUCACUGCCUCAAAACAGCCGCCUGCCGCGGAACAGCGGCGGGAGGUCCAAGACCAUCGGACCGCCGUAGAACAUCCCAUUUUUAUAGAACUGCCGACUGACGUGGAACAGCGGGAGACCACGGAUAUUCUGACUGCCGCGGAACAACCCGCGAUCCCACCACUGACUGCCCCGAACGAUCGCACCGUCGAACAGCGGAAGACUAUGGAUCCGCGAUCGUCGUCGUCCGUAGUGAAAAAGCUCCUGGUGCAGUUCGAAAACGGUAAAAAACCGUCGAAACCCAGUGUUUUGGGACCGAAACCAAACGUUACGACUACCGGCGUCAUGCGAAAUGAACGGAGGCCACCGCUGCAAAAAGACACGAUCAGCGCAGUGGACAGACAUCUGUUGAACAAAGACAAACGGUUGUCGAUCGCCAGAGAUCCGGACGCUCAGCUGGAGAGUGUAUUGAACGCCACGCCCCCGCCGAAAAACCUGCUACAAACCACGGAAAGGGAGCGAUCGCCGCUACCGCGAGAGGACUCGGAGCAGCAGAAGUCAAUAGAAACGGACCUAUCGCCGACGCGAGCAGUUUUACAGCAGCCGACGGUGACGACUACGACCAAGUCUCCACCGCCGCUGCCGUUAAAACCUAACUGUUCCUUUCUGCACGGUUGGAAACGGCCGUUGACUGCGACGUCCAACGCUGUCACAAGUACUACCGCCGCAACGACUACCCUUGCAACGACUGCCCUCGAUAUAACUACCCCAAUCUCCAUCGUAAACCACUCCGUCACCGCUACCCCCGCUGUCGCCAACACCUCCACUACCAUUACCUCGGUCGCCACCAUCACGACCGACCAUCAAGGCGGACGGCACAGUCGUGUUGGCGAGGAAUGUUCGUCGCAACCGUCGCUGACUCUUGGCGGCGUCGCGACUCCAACUAUUUCCGCGCUCGCGUCCUUAGCCGAAGCUACCCUCACCGUGACUGCUUUUGCCACCGACACCACUGCCACGUCUGCCCAUACCACUACCAUCGUUACUGACACCACUGCCAUCACAACCGAAACCUGUUCACACGACUACAACUACAUCGUCAACGGUGAAUCCAUCUACGAGGAGUUGCGCUACAAUCGACUAACGACAACCGAUGAUGUCGUCACCGGGAAUACGGAAGCGCAGUUGUCGAACGUCAUGGUGGAGAGUCCUUACAUAGUAGGCUGUUUAAACGACGAUCACUAUACCACGAUCGAUGGUGGUGAGCAUAACAUAUACGACGUCGUUACGACCGCCACCAGUGCUUACGAAGACGACAGCUACGAGACUGUUCAACCGCCGUUGCCCCCGUUACCACCACCACCACCACCGCCACCGGUCGUCUCCGUUACGGUUGCCGACAUGUCACCGCUGCAACUUUCGGUCGACGGCGAUGGUGACGAAAACGGCGUUCAAGGGAAAAAAGAGAUGUUUGAUAAUUCGGUGGAGAUCGAUAACAGCAUUUAUGGAAUAAAUCCACCGUCAGAAUCCACUUCGUCCGGUGUCACAUCGGAUAGUCUCAGUGUUGACAGAAACAGUAAAUUUGAUGAAGAUGAUGGUUGGGUGGAUGUUCCCUCAUCAGAAGAAAUUAUUUUAAUACCCUAUCCGUCCAAUAGAUUUCGUCAAAAACCAAAGAUUAAGAAGCCAAAGAAACCAUUUUCAAAAUUAAUACAUGGGCUUUUAAAUAAAGAUCACAAUACUGGGAAUACUAUAAAACAGGAAAUACCGGAGAAUAUCUAUGUUUUCGAUUCAUUUAGCUCUGAUAAUUCCUCUGAUGAUGACGGAGAAAAUGUCAAACGUGUACCCGAAUAUCCAUGCAAAGAUCGAGUUUUGCCAGCUCCGCCGAGCGAUGAACGAAACUAUGGAAUUGGUCCAUUGGUCAAUAAGGCUAGGAAACGAUUUAAAAAAGGAUGGUCAUUUGGAUCACUUAGAUCACUUGGCAUAAAACAAAUAGGAAAAUUAAGCCAAGGAAAUCUAACAGCCGACUUUGAUAAUCGAACUUAUGAAAGCACAUCAGAUAAAAGUAUUGACAAAAGUUUCAAUUCAUUGGCGAAUAGUAAUAGUCCGUCUUCAUCUGUUUUCUAUAUUCCCAUAUAUAAACACAUUAUAGGAAAUGGUGAAAUUCGACCUAUACGAAACAGGAGCAAACCUCCAUCGUCCAUUGAUUCGAGACGUCUGAGUGUAGCAAGACCUAGUUCACCACCACCCCCUCCACCAGUAAAACGACAUUCAACUGGGAACACCACUUAUGGUUCAUUGCCUCGUUCAAUUUACAAUUCUAAAGGAAGGCCAGUCAUUUCAUUGGAUAAGAGUAGCACUGAGUCAACGUCUGAAAAUGGUUCAAAUCAUGGUUCAGAUUUGUGCAUGCGAUUUGCUGACGAACCGUUGUAUCAGUUUUAUGCAGCUGACAUAACUGAACGGACAAAAAGUGUUUUUGCUGGUGACAUUAUGGAAGAAUGUGAUGGUUAUGAAGAAAUUAGUUCAAUUUCAAGUAGACCAUCAGCUUUAGAGCUUAUAACACCUUGUACAUCUGGUCACGGGCAACAUAGAUCUUUAUGGUGUGAAGUUCCAGAAGUAAAAAAUAGUGGCAUUAUUGACUCGUUAACGCCAAGAGAGCGAAAGUUACAAGAAGCAAAGUUUGAAUUGAUAACUUCUGAAGCAUCUUAUUUUAAAUCUCUAACUGUACUUGAGAAACAUUUCAUAAAUAGUCAUUCAAUGAAUGAUAAUACAAUUUUAAGUAAAAAAGAUCAAAAGAUUUUAUUUGGAAAUGUUAACCCGGUACGAAAAUGUUCUGAAAAAUUACUAGCGGCAUUUGAAAAAUGUUGGCAAGACAACAUACUACUUAGUGGACUUAGUGAAAUUUUAUAUACACAUUCUAAGGAAAACUUUGAUAUUUUUGUAAAAUAUUGCUCAAAUCAAAUUUAUAUAGACCGUACUUUAAAAUCAUUAAGAGAAAAUCAAAAAUUCAAUGAAGCUUUACAAAGACUGGAAUCAGAUCCAAAGUGCCAAUCGCUCUCUCUUCAUUCGUUCCUAAUGUUACCUAUGCAAAGAAUAACUAGAUUACCUCUACUUGUUGAUGCUAUUUUGUCACAAAUGGAUUCCAAAGAAAACUCUUUGGAGUAUCAAAUGUGUGAAUUGACUUUAGCUUCUUUAAACGCUAUUGUUCAAAACUGCAAUGAAAGUACUAGAAAAUUAGAACGUUAUGAAGAAAUGCUGUUACUCAGUCAACAAUUAGAAUUUUCUAGUAAAAAAGAAAUGAAAGCUAUGUCAGUAGCUUCUAGUUCACGCUGGUUAGUUCGUUCUGGUUCUAUGUUGCAUUUGACUGGUCCAGAUGCAAAGUUAACAUUUAGUCGAAAAUUGAUACGACCAACUAAACUUUACUUCUUCCUAUUCAACGAUAUGUUUUUCAUAGCAAAACGCAAAAGUGAUGGAAAUUAUACAGUGAUAGAUUAUUGUGCAAGAAAUUUUGUAGAAAUGGAACAUGCCACUGAAUUAAUUAUUCCUUCAUCUUAUAAGAACCUUUUGAAGCUAACUAUUUUAGAAAACCACGAAGGAAAGACUGUUGAAAUGUUGUUGAGUUGUGAUUCUGAAUCUUCAAAAAAACGCUGGAUUGAAGCAAUGUCACCUCCUAUCAGUUCCAAUCCUGAAGAAACACUAUACAAUGAAUGGGACUGUCCUCAAGUGUUUUCAGAACAUCCUUACACUGCUAUCCAACCCGAUGAACUGUCAUUACAAAAUGGAGACAUUGUAAAAGUCUUGACUAAAAUGAAUGAUGGAUGGUACCACGGUGAGCGAAUUCGUGAUGGUGAGAAAGGUUGGUUUCCUGGUAAUUACACAUCUGAAAUAGCAUCACAACAUGCUAGAGCAAAAAAUCUUAAACAACGUUACCGUUUGUUAGCCAUGUCUGGAAGUUACCUGCAGUCUCGACAAGAUAAAAUUAAAAAAAAAAAAAGUAGUCAAAUUAUUUAAAUUGAAUUAUUGUUAGAAAAACAUUGUAUACAUUUUAAAAAUAAAACCUCCCUAACAAGUAAAUAAAUUAUAAAUUAUUAUA
Messenger RNA from Rhopalosiphum maidis (corn leaf aphid), 4929 nucleotides. RefSeq lists its product as uncharacterized. The record is from RefSeq and is a predicted model, not a curated record. Bases 387 to 4847 code for a protein of 1486 amino acids. Lineage: Eukaryota; Metazoa; Arthropoda; Insecta; Hemiptera; Aphididae. Gene Ontology annotation, biological process: activation of GTPase activity. Gene Ontology annotation, molecular function: guanyl-nucleotide exchange factor activity; protein binding. The transcript is spliced from 17 exons.